AUGGCCUCAUCGCAGUCAAUCACCAAGCCCUUCCAGAAGAUCCUGGACCCUACCAAGAUCGGGACCUGGAAGGUCGUUCGUCGUCCGCCAAUUGAGAAUCACAGCGUGAUCCAGGGCAAGCCUCGCGAGCAGAACUCGAAUGCCUUCAAGACACAGCAAUUCAAGGAGGGAGUGCGGUUACGAAAGGCGCUGAACGCCCUCACCCACGGCAAGAAUAUCUUCGUCUACCACAACAUUCGCACCAACCAGGUGGUGUACUCACUGACACGGUAUCUGGAGAAAAACAAUGUCCUCCGCCAACUCAUCUACCACGGCAAGAAAACCAUCCCCGCAACCGUCCGAAAAGACAUGUGGGUGCCCUACUACUCGGUCCACUUCCACGACUCCAAGGUCGGUCUCCGCGCCUUCCACCUCCUCCGCGAAUUCUCCAUGCAGCGCCAACUGGCCCCUCCCCGCGACAUGAUCACAAUCAGCGAGCAGUACCUCGCGCAGAAGCGGCCCCGGGACCCCGAGGAAGCGAAGAAGUUCGACGAGAAGUACGCCGACAAGCUCGGCUGGCUGAUGGAGAAGAAGGACCGCGCCCGCGCCGUCAUGGACCAGAAGGCCACCAGCGUCGCCGACGUUGCCGCCGUCCUGGCCAUCCAGCAGGAAGAGAUCGCGAACGGCUUCGCGGACGGAAAGAGAGGGUUUCUCACCCGCACUGCGAGAAGACGCCGGCGCGAGGCCCGUGAGAAGGAGGCCGAGAAGGCCGCGGAACAGGCGGAUCGUGUGGCUGUUCUCGAGCAGACCCUGAGCACCCCCGAGGUCGACUACAAGAUCCAGGAACCCGAGGACAAGACCAAGGUGCUGGAGGACAAUGGUGUCAAGAUCCUCUGGACUGACAUCCACAACGCCUGCUUUGCGGAGGCCUGGCCCGAGCGCGUCUGGCACGGCGAGUUGGAUCUCAGCCGCGACCAUGUCAUGUCUGGCGAGAAGCCCAUUGGCGUUGAGAUCCUGGCCAACGAUGGCUUCAAGGAGAAGCAGGAGUAG
Aspergillus clavatus NRRL 1 is the source of this 1029-nucleotide messenger RNA. Its product is annotated as mitochondrial 54S ribosomal protein mL67. Gene Ontology annotation, cellular component: mitochondrial large ribosomal subunit; nucleus. Gene Ontology annotation, molecular function: structural constituent of ribosome; single-stranded DNA binding; DNA strand exchange activity. The record is from RefSeq and is a predicted model, not a curated record. Bases 1 to 1029 code for a protein of 342 amino acids. NCBI's taxonomy places the organism in Eukaryota, Fungi, Ascomycota, Eurotiomycetes, Eurotiales, Aspergillaceae. The transcript is spliced from 2 exons. Gene Ontology annotation, biological process: DNA recombination; positive regulation of mitochondrial DNA replication.